Molecule: messenger RNA, 1023 nt
Organism: Moneuplotes crassus
Lineage: Eukaryota; Ciliophora; Spirotrichea; Euplotida; Euplotidae
Source: the annotation of a GenBank genome assembly
AUGGAUUUUGAAGAGAGAAAAUUGACUAUUGACGACUUUAGUCUACUCAAGGUCGUUGGCAAGGGCUCUUAUGGCACGGUUAUGUUGGCAAGGAAGGAUGAUACAGACGAAGUCCUUGCUAUAAAGAUGCUUGAGAAAUCCGACCUUAAGAAGAGGAGGCAAGAGGUGCAUAUUAUGUCAGAGAGGACCAUUUUAGAGACUAUUGAUCACCCUUUCAUUGUUAGUCUCAGAUAUGCUUUCCAGAAUUCGGAGAAAUUGUAUUUUUGAUUAGAAUUUUGUCCAGGAGGGGAGCUCUUCUAUCAUCUUCAAAGAGUCGAAAGCUUUAAUGAAGAGGUGGCAAGGUUCUACUCUGCACAGAUGAUACUAGCUCUCGAGCACUUACAUAAACACAAUGUGAUUUACCGUGACUUAAAACCUGAAAACGUCCUGAUCAAUACUGAUGGCUACAUUAAGCUUACGGAUUUCGGGCUUGCUAAGGAAAAUAUAGUAACAGACAAGGAUGCUCAAUCCUUCUGUGGAACUCCUGAAUACUUGGCUCCUGAAAUUCUCUUAAGAAAAGGGCAUGGGAAGCCUGUUGAUUGGUGGAGCCUCGGCUCCAUAAUCUAUGAAAUGAUUGUAGGACUUCCUCCUUUCUAUCAGAAUGACGACAAGGAUAAAUUGUUCAAGGAUAUUAAGUAUGGAGAGCCUGAAUACCCAGAGGAAAUGAGCCCUGCUUGUAAGGAUCUCCUACAAGGUUUAUUUAAAAAGGACCCUGGAGAAAGACUAGGAGGAUCGAAGAGCAAUGCUGAUGAAAUUAAGAGUCAUCCUUGGUAUUCCCAAGUUGACUGGGAGAUCAUUAAAGAGAAGAAGAUCAUUCCUCCUUUCAAACCGGACUUAGAUUCCGAUGAUGAUACCAAAUAUAUCGACAGUGAGUUUACAGAUAUGCUUCCCAUUGAUUCUGCUGCAGAUGGUGCCGUUCUCGACUCGGGAUCAUUAACAUGGAAAGACUUCUCCUUCGAUUCCAAUAAGAUGAUGACUGACUAA